UGUCGUUUUCAGUUCAAAUUUAUACCUGUGAGCGGUGCCGCGAAUUUUCUCAGUAUUUUCUGUUUUUCCUUGUAAAAUAAUGUCCAGUUUUGUGUAAAAGGUGUCCAAAAGUGUUGUGAAAUAAUGUCCAAGCCAAGGGAAGCAAUUAGUGUGCGCAAUACGCGUCUCACGAAGGCUCUUUUGGCCAAAAACGAUACGGCGUCCAAGGAGACCCUCUCCAAGGAAAAACUUCUUGAUGCGUUUAUUGUUCUCUACGAUGAAUGCAAUCGCGAGAAAAUCAAGCGAACUGACCGAAAUGUUGGGGAUUUCAUCACGAAAUAUCGCCCAGUAGUCGAGGAAACAAAGAUGCUUCGGGUGAACUUGGGAGAUUUUACUGUGAAAAGUCUCAUCGGGAAGGGAUAUUUUGGGGAUGUACACUUGGUUACAGAGAAAACAACAAAUGAUGUGUAUGCCAUGAAGAAAAUCGAAAAAACGGCCAUCACAGCGUCCCAGGUGAAGGAGGAGAGGGAUAUCAUGGCCAUGAGAGCCUCAGACUGGAUCACAUCGCUCCAAUACGCCUUCCAGGAUGCCAGGAAUCUCUACCUGGUAAUGGAGUAUCUUCCAGGAGGAGAUCUACUGAGUCUAAUGAUCAGGAAUGGGGCAUUUAAGGAGGACAUGGCUAGGUUCUACCUUGCCGAACUAACCCUGGCUCUCAAUGCUCUCCACACCAUUGGAUACGUCCAUCGGGAUGUCAAACCCGAAAACAUCCUUGUUGAUCGCUGUGGACACCUUAAGCUUGCAGAUUUUGGCAAUGCUGCUCUGAUAAAUAAAGAUGGAAAUGUGAUUAGCCUAUCUCCAGUCGGAACUCCCGAUUAUAUUGCUCCGGAACUUCUCAAAGCGCUUACGAGCACCGGGAAGGGAUCAAAGAUGAUUCACGAUGCCACUUGUGAUUACUGGUCUAUGGGAAUCAUAGGGUAUGAGUUGGUGACGGAAGUUACGCCCUUCCAUCAUGAGAAUGUCAAUGAGACUUAUGCCAAGAUCCUUGCCCAUUGUGAAAAAUCUUCUUCAGCUCCCAGACUCAGGUAUCCUGAGCAUCUGGAAACUAGUGAGCCUUUUAGGCAUUUAAUUGAGAAUCUGCUGAGUGGACCCGAAAAGCGAUUGACGCACGCUAGAAUCCUCAAACAUCCUUUCUUCAGGGGUGUUAAAUGGAGUGAAUUGCGUCAGCAGGUUCCUCCAAAUAUUCCCAUGCUCAGCAGCGAUGAUGAUGUGUCAAAUUUUGAGGAUGUCGAGAGGAAGAGCAAAAGAAAUACUUUUGUCACGAAGACUUCAGCUUCAGCUGGUAGAACUGGGGAGUUUUCUGGGGAAAAUCUGCCAUUUAUUGGAUACACUUUUAUCCAUGAAGAAGCAUCAGUGAUUCCGGAAGAACUUCAGCGUCCCACGGAAAAGCAUUUUGAGGCCAGAGUCAAGGAAAUGACUCGUCUGGGAAGGGGUCAAUGUGAAGAAAUCCGGUCACUUCAGAGCAAACUCCUCGGUGCUGAGAAGAAGGUAACGGAAUUGAGUUCAGUUGAGGAGAAUUUCAAGAAAUCUCGCGAGGAAGUGGCUUCACUGAGGGAACAAUUGAGGGAGAAGCUUGAAGAACUUGCUUCAUGUCGAACUGAAAUUAAAACCCUCAAAGGUUCACUGAAAGUUGAAGAAGAGCAUCGAAUUAAAUAUGACAAAUCCAUCACAGAUGUCCUCCAAUCUACCUACAAGAAAUGGGAAAACACAAAGAAUCUGUCUGAUCAGAACUAUGAGAAGCAAAUUGCAGAGAAAGCAACUCAGAUUGCACAUCUCAAUGAGAAACUUUUGGUCAAUGAGAAGGAGUUGGCGGCCAAGAGUACAGAGUGUCAGCACUUCUUGACCACGAUUGAGAAUUACCGGGAGAGGCUGAAGAGCUCCAAGGAGCAAAUGGCCAGCGAUCGUGCCCAGUUUGAACGAACAAAAAAAGAUCUGACUGAAGUGUACGACAGUAAGAUUCAGGAACUCAAAAAUAAUCUCAAAAUCCAAGAAGAUAGUCAACGGGAUGCUGAAAAGACCAUAAGGAAACUCAAGCAAGAUCUCGAGGCCAAUCAAGCCAAGCAAACUUCCUUCCAGGAAGCCAGGAGAAUGUCACAACGCGCCACUGGAGAUCUGAGGGAAAGAAUUAAUGAGGAAAUCGAAGAAAACCGGCGAAUCAGGGAGAAAAAUUGUUCUCUAGAGCGAGAAUUGGAGGAUUUAAGGGUGAAAUUUGACGAUCUCGAGAAGGAGAAUCAAGCACUUCAUGCAGAAAUUGAGAAACAAACCGCAGAGAGUCAUCGUUCAUCACUUGCACAGGAGGAGAAUUUCAGAAGCUGCAAAGGCAGUUGGCAGGAUCUCAAUCUAGCUGUUGAAGAUCACGAUCAACUUAGGUCAGCCCUAGAGCAAGCAAAUGAACGUGUUGAAGCUGAGCAGAAGCGUGCUGAUGAUUUGCAGGCUAUGACUCGUCGACUUGAGGCAGUAAUAGCUCGCCUAGAGUCAACGGACGCCGGCAAAAGCUCCAGCAUGGCAUUGGAACUGGGAAAAGCGCAGGAUGUGGCAGAAGCUAAGCAACAGUAUCGAUCGGCGAUGCUGGCAACGUACAAAAUGGAGAAGCAAAUUGAUGAUCUGAAUGAGCAGUUGAAGGUUCAAGGACGGAGACUGGAAUUGAAGGUGGAACGCUGUGAGCGUCUGGAGAAGCAAAAAAUGGAAAUUGAGGUGAAGUGGAAGAGUAGUUUGGAAGCAGUUGCCAGUAAGGAUAGAGAGAUUGAGCGAUUGCAGAAGGAGAUUGAGCAUCUGAGGAGGUCAGUGGAUAAGGAGAAUCAGCAUUGGAGGACUUCCGAGAAGGAACUGAUGAACCAGAAGACCCUGGUUGUUGAGCAAUUGGCCAAGAUUCAGAAGUUGGAGGAGAUUAUUGAGGAGGGCAAAAGGACUCUUCGGGGCCUUCAGCAGAAGAGUGAAUCGGCGAAUUUGGAGAACAAGAAGCUUCUCCAGGAGAUUUCGCGGGAGCGUGAGGAUCUCCAUCGGACAAAGGAUAGUGCCAGUGAUGUCCAGACUGAACUGGAUAAUCUUCGGUUGCAGUAUAAGUAUUUGAAGGAGGCUUGUAAUGUCAUGGAAGUCCAACUAACUGAAUUGGAGGGCAUGGUUGAGACGGAGAGGAAGAGAAAUAGCCAGCAGAAGGCAACAGUUGAUGAAUUACUAGUGAAACUCAGAGCUAAAGAGGAGGAUUUGCUGAAGCUCAAACAAACUGUGCAUACUCUCGAGGCUGACAAAAGAGCCACGGAAGCCAAGUGGCAACAGACUCAGAGUGAUUUGGUUGAUGCUCGUGAUCAGCUUGAGGAUGUGUCCACCAAACUCACCAGUGAACAGAAGAAUCUCCUGGAAACAACUACAAAUCUUCUCGAUGCCCAGGAACAAAUGGAGCUGACCAAACUCGAGGUUGACAAUCUACAGAUGAUCAGCAAGAACUUCCACGAUGAACUAACAAAAAUGAAGGAGGAGAACACGAGGAUUCUCACGGAUCUCUUCACAGCAAAAGAGGAAAUUAGUAGACAGGCGCAUCAGCUCAAUGAAGCUUCCAUUGAGAUUUCCGAACAGAAACACGAGAUUGAGCAUCUCAAUGGGCUUUUAGCUGAGCAGAAGAACUACUACGUGCAGCGAGAUAUCAAAUCUGAAGCGACUCUGGCGCAGCACAAGAAGCUCAUUGACUAUCUUCAGGCCAAAGUGGAGGAAUUGUCGCACAAGAAGAAGAAUACGCUGCUAGACAAAAUUUUUGGCGGAUCAGAUUCCAGUCGCAAGGAGAAUCUUACGCCGAAUGUAGCUCUGCUGGAGUCCACGGGAAAGCUGAAGCACACACAGGAGCAACUGAUGAGGGAGAGGCAUCGCAAUAGUCAGUUGACUGAGAAGCUCCUCAAGGCGAAAACCGAGAUUCGAUCGAUGAAAGAACCUUCAGCGCCAGUUUGGGAUGAAGUGAAGCAGGCCAGUGAUGUGGAAGUUGAACAGGAACAGCGAAAGGACUUCCAGAAGCGCGAUGAAGAGAAGUUAUCUCGACAUUCCAGUGGGAAACGGAGUUACAGGAUGCAUCAUCUGGAGAUGACAAUGGAAGGAGAAGAUGAGCCCAAUGUUAACUGUCUCGUGUGCCAGGAUCCCAUUAUGACCAGCAACACUUUCUGGCGCUGCCGUGUCUGUCAGUGUACAGUGCACAGGAAGUGUCGUGGCAAGGUGACUUCGUCUUGCGAUGGUGAAUCUCUUCUGCCGCCUCUGGAAGCGAUUGAUGAAGUUGAUGCUGUUCGUUCCGAGAGGGAAGUUUGUGAGAGUUUGACGGGGGAUUCGUAUCGAGGUGAGUUGCUGUUCAAGCCGACAGAUUUGUCUCCACCAGUUUUGGUCCACUGCAUUUACGAAGUGAAUGACGAUACCAUUUUGCUGGGAUGCGAAACGGGACUGUAUUCUCUGCAUCUCCGGGAAUCUCGUCAAUUGAUUCCGAUUGGUGGCCUGGAGUGUGUUAAUUAUAUUGCGAUUACGCCUACACUGGCCAAGGUGAUUCUUGUGGGAAAUGGUGGAGAAUACCUCUAUCAGUGCGAUCUGAGGCAUUUAUUGGCCAGAGGAAGGCGGCUUCCAGGAGUGCAGCAGCCACCGGAAAAGUUGGAAGUUUCAAUGUUGGAUCUUCCUUUUGCCAAUCGUCAGAGUAACGAACGCUGGCACUUUGCUCGGAUUCAUGGGGACAAUGAAUGCCUGGAUCAGGCCAUGGUGAUCGCAGCUACAACUUCCCGGAUCGUCAUAAUGCGCUUUGACACGGAAAUUGGGAAAUUCAGACCGACACGAGCUCUGGAUACUGCAACUCCUGUAACUGGUGUACUUUUCACACGUUACACGGCAAUUGUGAGCUCAGACAAAUUCUUUGAGAUUGAUUUGAAUUCCCUGGCCGCAGAGGAAUUUGUCGAUUUGUCCGAUUCGAGUCUUGCAUCAACGCGUUCUUGGCAACCUUUGGCCGCCUUUCAGAUCACCGAUUGCGAAUUCUUGCUCUGUUUUGCUGAAUUUGGAGUGUUUACGGAUGAAUACGGAUGUCGCAGUCGUCAGGAAAAUAUCUCCUGGACAUAUACUCCAACGGGAUUCUACUUCCGGAAUGGCAUUCUCUUCAUAACUCACUUCAAUACCGUUCAGGUCAUGAGAAUCCGAAGGAUGUCCUCGAGAAAUUCUCUAAAUGCAGGUCAGGAUGGUGAAGGGGCGAUGAGAAUUUUUCUACCACUCCCAAGGCCCAAGAUACUCAACAGUGCAGGAAAAUUGGGUGUUUAUGUACUAGUGACGGAAAAUGAGACAGAUGAGCAGAAGAUUGUGCUCGUAGAUGGAGCUAAAGCCUUUGGGGAUAGCCUAACGGGUUCUCUGGAUACUCUAACCACAAUUUCCAGUACCACUUCAUCACCCACAACUUCCUCUUCCGGAUCUCUCAAGAGAGUCAAGAGUAUUGCGGUUUGAGUUAUUUGCUUCCCGGACCUAUUUUUAUUUUUACAGCACACACUUAAUUUUUGUACUUGCCCACAUUUAUUUGUCUUAUCUUUCGUGCUUAUUUGAUUGUUGUAUUGUAUCUUUUAUAAUCUGAGGAAUCUUUUGAUAAUAAAAUCCUGAAAUUUCCAGUGAAAAA
Messenger RNA from Phlebotomus papatasi, 5650 nucleotides. It is a transcript of the gene sti, whose product is annotated as citron rho-interacting kinase. Gene Ontology annotation, molecular function: protein serine/threonine kinase activity; ATP binding. Gene Ontology annotation, cellular component: actin cytoskeleton; cytoplasm. The transcript is spliced from 6 exons. Bases 124 to 5484 code for a protein of 1786 amino acids. Lineage: Eukaryota; Metazoa; Arthropoda; Insecta; Diptera; Psychodidae. The record is from RefSeq and is a predicted model, not a curated record. Gene Ontology annotation, biological process: actomyosin structure organization; peptidyl-threonine phosphorylation.